AUGGAAUUUAUUUCGAGGGAGAAAUUGGGUAUAAUUCGACGACUGGCACAUGUGACGCCAUUAAUUUAUCAGCGUUGCGUUUAAUUGGGCCAUCCGCAUCAACUGCGUCAGUGUAGCCGAGUUUAUUAGAUAACGUUUGUUGAUUGGUCAAUUAAAAUCGAUCCAUCUCCAAUUUCACAUACGGAAGGGGGGCAUCGCAUAAAACCACAAGUCGUUAGAAGUUUUUUAUCAGUUUUGCAAAGAAUUCAGAUGUUUUACCUAGGGAGAGACGCAAUUAAACAUUAUGAAUGCGUCCUCGUGUUCCUCCUUGGUGUCUCCAUGGCAGCCGCUGGGACGAGAUACAUCGCCAUACCUAUUGAUGGGAUCGAUGUUAUUGAAGUGAAUUCAAUUCUACCGCAAGCUCCACGCUACCCGCGUCAUACUGAGGCUUACCUGGUGCCGAAUCCGCAGGAAACUGAGAGCCAAGUGCCCAGGAUCGAACGAUCGGCCUCUCAAAUACUAGAUUAUGUGGAUUUUGGAGCCCAAACUGGUGUUAAUGGGGCGUACAGCUGGUAUGCAGAUUAUCCAACUCGUUCCUGAUUUAAUGGAGAACGGGGAUAAAUGGAGUGAUAACUCGAGAUUGGCUGAGUGAAAUAUAGCAAAUUUAAGCUCACUUUCAAGGGCUUAUUUCGACCCCGAAAAUGAGCUCCGAGUCAUCGAAAUCGCAUCAUUCAGUUAGGAGAUAUACAUAACUAAAAAGAAGUCCAACUUCCUCCGAAUUUCAACCGAUUUUUCACGACCGGUCUGUUACCUUGAAUAACUCCAGAUCGGUAGAGUGAAUUUCACCAAUUCUUUUUUCAUUCUCAAGAACAUUCUUAAGACUUCAAAAUGAAUUUAGAUUCAUGAAAAUCGCAUCAUUUGUUGAAGUGACAUCGAUCAUCAAAGAAACUACAUGCUAUUUAACUCUAGAAUGACUUCACAGAAAUGUGCAAAUAAACAGAGUACAUAAUCCAGUCUACAGUAAUAA
Molecule: messenger RNA, 1006 nt
Organism: Diachasmimorpha longicaudata
Lineage: Eukaryota; Metazoa; Arthropoda; Insecta; Hymenoptera; Braconidae
Exons: 2
Coding region: 250-579 (109 amino acids)
Source: RefSeq, a predicted model, not a curated record